GAUCGACGAAAUUCUUUUUUUAUACAAUGUCAAAAUGUAUUUUCUUCUGACAAGAGUUUUUAAUCAAUCAAGUUGACAAAAUCUUCAUCAUCAAAUGACUGCACAUCAGAUGUUUUUGAUGACUUCUCGUUAAUUGCCUCGCACUUUUUCUGGAUUACCGAAAAGAAACUUCAUGAUUAACGCGAGCGUAAGUCAGCUUGUGAAUCAAGUGGACAAUAGCAAUUUUACGCUAUACACAGAAUGGGAGAAUACAUCUUUCAAAAUAAUAGUGUUGAGAACGUGUACACUACCAUUAAGUGGCGAGAUGCAUGUAGAGAAUGCCAAUUACUUCUUAAAUCACUUAGACGAAUCCUUUGAAACAUAUCUAGAGAAAACAAAACAAGCAUUCUCUGGGAAAAACGCUGAUAUACAGUUCUUUCUGCAGGAUGAAUCAUAUGGAACAACAUUCACAUGGAAACAACAAAAUAUUCUCACUCGUGGAGAAAUUGCAAUGCAUUCUCUUUCGAAUAUAUUAAUUCUGUCUGAUACUUUAAAACAAUCAUUAGAACUCUAUCAACAAUAUCAAGAGCGAGCACUGGCACUGGAAAAAGAGAAUGAAUACCUAAAGAAAAGCAAUACAGAACUGAUCGUGGAUUUAGAAGAAAUAAUAAACAAAAAAGAUACUAUGGAGAAAGAUCUUUACAUGAAAUUUCUUUUACUUCUGAAUACAAAGAAGAAAAAGAUUAGAGAGCUUCAGGAGGCUUUAAAUAAUACAAAAAAGACAACAACGAAGUCAGUAUUUAAUGAAACCACUGAUGAUGAAAGUGAUGGAUCAGAUGUAAAGAGUGAGAAAAUGCUUGAUACUAAACCAUCCAAGCUAAAGAAACAAAAGAUGAAUUAUAAAAAUGAUCAGAAAGUUAUACCAAAAAGUAGUAAGAAAAAUUUUAACAGACGCAUGAAUUUCUCUUCUAGUGAAGAUACAAGCCCUGAGCCUUCAACAAGUAAAGUCAAAUUAACGUUACAAAACACGUAUGAUACAGUGAAAUCCAAGCGAGUUCUUAACUACUCAGAAGAAGAAUAUAACAGUUCUGAGGAGGAUAUGUUUUCCUAAUAACAAAAGUAAUAUAUUGCAUUCUUUUCCUUAUAAUUAAGAGAUAAUAUUAUGCAAUGUUUUAACGUAUUUAACAAAAUUAUUUAUUCAAUUGUUUAAAAAAAAAUUUCUAUAUGAAA
This is a messenger RNA of Trachymyrmex cornetzi, 1209 nucleotides long. RefSeq names its product DNA repair protein XRCC4. The record is from RefSeq and is a predicted model, not a curated record. Bases 173 to 1090 code for a protein of 305 amino acids. NCBI's taxonomy places the organism in Eukaryota, Metazoa, Arthropoda, Insecta, Hymenoptera, Formicidae. Gene Ontology annotation, cellular component: nucleus; DNA ligase IV complex; DNA-dependent protein kinase-DNA ligase 4 complex. Gene Ontology annotation, molecular function: DNA binding. The transcript has 2 exons. Gene Ontology annotation, biological process: double-strand break repair via nonhomologous end joining; positive regulation of ligase activity; response to X-ray.